AUGGAGGCAAUAGUUUUGUACCCAGCACCUCUGAUAGGUCACUUGGUCUCCACCAUAGAACUAUGCAAACUCAUACUCACUCACAACCCCUCCCUCUCCAUUCACAUCCUCAUAACCAUAGCACCCUAUGACACAUCCUCCACUUCCCACUACAUCUCCACCGUCUCCACCACCCUACCUUCCAUCACCUUCCACAACCUCCCCACUUUCCAACUCCCUCCAACCCUUCUCUCCUCCUCACUCAACCACGAAGCCCUCUUGUUCCACCUCCUCCACCACAACCACCCUCACAUCCACCAAACCCUCCUUUCCAUCUCCAAAACCCACACCAUCCAAGCCCUCAUCUUAGACAUAUUUUGCUCCCAAUCUAUUUCCAUUGCUUCACAACUCAAUCUCCCUGCCUAUAUUUUUUGCUCUGCAAGUGCUUCAACCUUCGCCUCUUUUCUUUAUCUGCCCACACUCCAUCACACCUAUGAUAAGUGCUUCAAAGAACUCAACUCCUUCCUUGACAUCCCCGGUGUCCCACCAAUGCCAUCGCGGGAUAUGCCGAAACCUUUGCUUGAUCGCAACGAUGAGGCCUACCAAUACUUCCUAAAUUGUGGUCUUGCUGGACCCAAAGCCGCAGGGUUUAUUAUUAACACAUUCGAAGCUCUUGAACCAAGUAGCAUCAAAGCAAUUUCUGGAGGUUUAUGCUUACCAAAUUCUCCAACAUCGCCCCUUUAUUGUUUGGGUCCUAUAGUAACCACCACGGACAAAAAGACCACCAGUGACCAUGAAUGUUUGAGGUGGCUGGACUCACAACCUAGCAAGAGUGUCGUCUUUCUGUGUUUUGGAAGUUUGGGUGUGUUUUCUAAAGAGCAACUGUGUGAAAUCGCUAUUGGGUUGGAGAAAAGUGCAGUAAGGUUUUUGUGGGUUGUGCGUAAACCCGUUACUGAUCAAAAGCAUAAUCUUGCUUUGGGUUUACAAGAGGACCCGGAGUUGGAUUCGUUGCUACCGGAGGGUUUCUUGAAUAGGACCAAAGAAAAGGGCUUUGUGGUUAAAAACUGGGUCCCACAAGUAGAGGUGUUGAAGCAUGACUCGGUGGGUGGGUUUGUGAGUCACUGUGGGUGGAACUCGGUGCUUGAAGCGGUGUGUGCUGGGGUGCCACUGAUUGCGUGGCCACUCUACGCGGAGCAAAGGUUCAACAGGGUGGUGUUGGUAGAGGAAAUGGAGGUUGCACUGUGGAUGCAUGAGUCUGAGUCGGGUUUUGUGGCGGCGACUGAGGUGGAGGAGCGAGUGAAUGAGUUGAUGAAAUCGGGGAGAGGGAAGCGAGUUAGGAACCGAGUCAUGGUUCUGAAGUUUGAAGCCAAAGCUUCACUUCUAGAAGAUGGGCCUUCACGCGUGGCAUUACACAAACUCCUCAACGCAUGGAAGAACCAAGUGAACGAAGACAAAGUUCACUUGAAUAUUAUUUAA
Sphenostylis stenocarpa is the source of this 1455-nucleotide messenger RNA. The record is from the annotation of a GenBank genome assembly. Lineage: Eukaryota; Viridiplantae; Streptophyta; Magnoliopsida; Fabales; Fabaceae.